AUGCCGCCGACCCCAGAGGAUUACCUUGAACAAGUAUACGCCGGAGUUCUCGGAAAGCUCAUCGGGGUCUAUGUUGGACGCCCAUUCGAAGGCUGGACACACCAGCGUAUUCUGGACGAGCUCGGCCCUAUCCACCACUAUGUGCACGAGAAGGUUGGCGCACCCUUAGUCGUGACCGACGACGACGUCUCGGGAACUUUCACCUUCGUGCGCGCGCUCGAGGAACACGGCGUCUCCGCGGACCUCUCAGCAGAAGCCAUUGGCAGGACGUGGCUCAACAAUGUCAUCGAGAAGCGCACCAUCUUCUGGUGGGGAGGCCGGGGCAUCUCAACCGAGCACACGGCCUUCUUGAACCUGAAAAGGGGCAUCAUGGCACCGCAGAGCGGCUCGAUACAGACCAAUGGAAAGACGGUCGCCGAGCAGAUAGGAGCCCAGAUUUUCAUCGACGGCUGGGCAUUGGUGGCGCCCGGAAACCCAGCGCUCGCCGCCAAGCUUGCGAAGGCUGCCGGUUCUGUUAGUCACGAUGGAGAGUCGGUCUAUGCGGCUGUGCUUUGGGCUGCGAUGGAGGCUGAGGCAUUCGUGUCCAACGACGUAGAUCAUCUUCUAGACACAGGUCUCCAAUUCAUACCGGGGGAUUCCUUGAUUGCAACCCUAAUCAAAGAUGUCCGAGGUUGGGCUAAGGAAGACGAAGAUUGGAUGAAAGCCAGACAGAAGAUUGAGGAUAAGUACGGGUACGACAAGUUCUGCGGCAUGUGCCACGUCGUCCCCAACCACGGUAUUAUGAUCAUGGCGCUUCUGUACGGUGGUCAUGACUUCCACGAAGCCAUGCACAUCAUCAACACCUGCGGCUGGGACACGGACUGCAAUUCGGGAAACGUCGGGUGCCUCGUUGCCAUCAUGCACGGCUUGAGUGCGUUUGAAGGCGGGCCGGACUGGCGAGGACCUCUGGCAGACCGAGCGUUGAUCUCUAGUGCAGACGGAGGGUAUACGGUCAACAAUGCAUCACUCAUCGCUUAUGACCUCUUCAAUCUGGGGAAACAGCUAGCUGGCGAGCCAAGGUUGGAUGGUCCGAAGAGCGGCGCGCAGUUCCAUUUCACUCUCCCGGGGAGUGUUCAGGGCUUCCAGGCCUAUGGAAACAACAGUACUGCACCUGGUCUUGUCAGAGUCGAGCAAGCGAAUGACGCCACAAAUAGUCCAGGUCUAGCUAUUCGACUUCAUGGGCUUACUCAAGGCGCGGGACCGGCAGAAGUGCUCACCGAUACUUUUCUUCCAUUAGAAGUGAAGAAAAUGCCCAUCUACGAAAUUGCUGGCUCUCCGCUGUUAUAUCCAGGCCAGGAAGUCAAAGCUCGAUUGCAUUGCGACGCGAAAACGACGAGCGAGGUCGUGGUUCGGCUGAGGUUGAAAGUGUACACCCCCAAAGACGAGCUGAUCAACGUGGAUGGAGAUCCCGUAACAUUGGGGCCCGGCGAAUCAACCACUCUUCAGUGGACCAUCCCCGAUGAUUUUGGGAGCCAGCCUAUACAGUCAGUCGGCGUCGUGCUAUCAAGCCCAAGGAAGCGCGUCGAUGGUGCAGUUAUGCUGGACUAUCUUCGAUGGGAUGGUAUUCCUGAGACCACCGUCGCAGCUACGACGAAGGCUUCGAACGAGUUUUGGCACCGAUCCUUCGUCAACAGCGCAGACGACUUCCGCUAUCGCUGGUCAAAAUUCACCGUCGCCCAGAACAGGGGGGAAGGCCUCGUGACAUACGGCACGCGGGAGUGGACAGACUACCGCAUUACCAUCAAUAGCUUCACAGUCAAUAUUGGAGGCCCUUCGGGUGUCAUUAUCAGAGCACAGGGCUUGAAUAGAUUCUAUGCGCUGGCUUUUGUUGAUGGUGGACGGGUCGCGAUUGUCAAGGCGGUCGAUGGGGAUAGGACGGAACUUGCGAGCGAGGAGUUGGAAUGGAGUCUCGAUACGCCGUACCAAAUGGAAAUCGAGGCGAAUGGUACAAGCAUCUUGGGUAAAGUCAAUGGGCAGAUUGUUCGGGCUACGGAUGCAGACUAUGGAUGUGGUGGUUGCGGUUUCGUUGUGACGGAAGGCUCCAUACAAGCCGACACUAUUCAAAUUAGCCGCGUCCGGUGA
Messenger RNA from Neoarthrinium moseri, 2121 nucleotides. RefSeq lists its product as uncharacterized. Bases 1 to 2121 code for a protein of 706 amino acids. Lineage: Eukaryota; Fungi; Ascomycota; Sordariomycetes; Amphisphaeriales; Apiosporaceae. The transcript has a single exon. The record is from RefSeq and is a predicted model, not a curated record.